Schistosoma bovis is the source of this 1024-nucleotide messenger RNA. Lineage: Eukaryota; Metazoa; Platyhelminthes; Trematoda; Strigeidida; Schistosomatidae. The record is from the annotation of a GenBank genome assembly.
UUAAAUAGUUAUGAGGAUAUGAAGAUUUUGCCAACCACCAUUUUGUUAUUUGAAGUAACUUUGUUAGACUACUUUGUUUGGCUGGUACUUCCAUACAAAAAGUAGUGUGGCUAUUUCAAUCCCCAGUGACGUAAGGCGCUUAGGUCACAACACUCUAGGAAUCAUCUUCAGUUAAUAUGGGUGGAGUUUUUUCAAAUUUGUUCAGUCGUCUGUUCGGCAAAAAAGAAGUCCGUAUCCUGAUGGUUGGUCUGGAUGCUGCUGGCAAGACAACAAUAUUGUACAGGUUAAAACUUGGGGAAGUUGUUACAACUAUCCCUACAAUUGGAUUCAAUGUUGAAACAGUGGAAUAUAGAAACAUUAGUUUUACGGUGUGGGAUGUCGGUGGUCAAGAUAAAAUACGUCCUUUAUGGAGACAUUAUUUCCAAAACACUCAAGGUUUAAUAUUCGUGGUUGACAGUAAUGACACUGAUCGCAUUGGGGAAGCAAAAGACGAGUUGUUCCGUAUGUUACAAGAGGAUGAGUUACGAGAUACACUUCUUUUGGUCUUUGCAAACAAACAAGAUCUACCAAAUGCUUUAAAGCCUACUGAGCUUACAGAUAAAUUAGGACUACAUCAAUUACGGAACCGCACAUGGUAUAUUCAAGGAACAUGUGCCACAAACAGUUCUGGUUUAUUUGAGGGUUUGGAUUGGCUCUGUCAAAAUUUAGGCGGCAAGAAUUAAUAAGUCUUUUGCAUUUUCAUUCAAAGUGCUGUGAGACAACGGCGAUUGGCCUUUUUCUUCCUACUUCACAUGUUUCUUGGUUUCGCAAAAUCUGUUGUGUACAUGUGAUGUAACCAUGUGACUAGAUUUCCGCAAUAAUAAACAAGUGAAUUUCGGCCCAUUCGUCGCUUGCAUUUUUCCAUUUUCUUUUUAAACUUGUUAAUGUUUUAAUGCAAAAAACCAAAUGUCUUAUACGUGACUAACGUUACACUUCAUAUUUCGAUAUCUGAUUGUAAACUUGGCUAAUACAAUGUCCGUUCUAU